This is a messenger RNA of Syzygium oleosum, 2788 nucleotides long. RefSeq names its product pentatricopeptide repeat-containing protein At5g56310. Gene Ontology annotation, molecular function: RNA binding; protein binding. Gene Ontology annotation, biological process: RNA modification. The transcript is spliced from 2 exons. NCBI's taxonomy places the organism in Eukaryota, Viridiplantae, Streptophyta, Magnoliopsida, Myrtales, Myrtaceae. The record is from RefSeq and is a predicted model, not a curated record. Bases 23 to 1633 code for a protein of 536 amino acids.
AAACAAACGGAGAACAGCGGAGAUGCUCCGGCCCUUCCUCCCCAGAUCGCCGCCGUCCCCGUCCGCCGCCUCGCCGGAACCUCCGUCGCUCCUCUCCUUGCUACGCCGGUGCGGUGACCUGAGGCGCCUCCGCCGGACCCAUGCGUUCAUGGUCCCGAGGGGCCUCGACCGGGAAAACUUCCUCCUCCGCCACUUCAUCGGCCGGUGCUUCUCCCUGGGUCUCUCCGACUACGCCAUGGCAGUCUUCGCCCGCAAAGCCGACCCCGAUCUGCGCCUCUACAACAGUGUGAUCAGGGCCCUCCCCGACGCCGGUUCCGCCGAGAUGGCCGUCCGUCUGUUCGGCGGGAUUCGGGCUUCGGGCCUGCGGGCCGACUCUUACUCUUUCGCUUUCGCUUUGAGAGCUGCGGUUCGGUUGUCCGCGAUCGAAGUAGGGAGACAGAUUCAUUGCCAGAGCGUAGGAAUUGGGUUGGAGUCGGAUGCUCACGUGGCCACGGCACUUGUCCGGAUGUACGGCUCGUGCGGGUGCGUUCCCGAUGCGCGCAAGGUGUUUGAUGCGUUGAAUUUCCGGUGCGUCGCGCUGUGGAAUGCGAUGAUCGCUGGUUAUGCCAAGGCUGGAUGUUUGGAGAGUGCCCGGGAGUUGUUCGAGCGAAUGCCCGAGAGGAAUUUGAUUUCUUGGACUGCUGUGAUCGGAGGAUAUGCUCAGUGGAAUAGGCCGAGCGAGGCGGUUGAAGUCUUUAAGAGAAUGUUGCUGGAGGGCAUAGAGCCGGAUGAAGUUUCGAUGCUUGCGGCGCUGUCCGCUUGCGCGCAGCUGGGCGCGCUCGCACUGGGGGAAUGGAUUGAUAGCUACAUUGACAGGCACGGGUUAAAUCGAAACGCGCAGCUUAACAAUGCACUUAUAGACAUGUUCGCGAAAUCAGGUGACAUUGGGAAGGCUCUCCAAGUCUUUGAAGGCAUGACGGAGAGGAGUGUAGUGAGUUGGACGACCAUGAUCGCGGGAAUGGCCAUCCACGGCAUGGGAAGAGAAGCCCUCGAAAUGUUCUCGAGGAUGGAAAGGGCUAAAAUCAAGCCCAAUGAGAUCACUUUCACGGCGGUCCUCUCUGGCUGUAGCCACAGUGGAAUGACCAAGCUGGGUCGAGGGUUAUUUACCGCGAUGCCCUCGAGGUACGGAAUCGUCCCGAAGAUCGAGCAGUAUGGCUGCGUGGUCGAUUUACUUGGACGGGGUGGUUAUUUACACGAGGCAGAGCGGCUAGUCAAGAGCAUGCCUUUUGAAGCGAAUGCCGCUAUAUGGGGAUCGCUUCUUGCUGCUUCUAAUAUUUAUGGCGAUCCUGAUCUUGGAGAACGGGCUCUGCAGCAGUUGAUGCGCUUGGAGCCUGAGAACAGCGGUAAUUUUUCGCUUCUGUCUAACAUAUAUGCCGGUCUGGGAAGGUGGAACGAAUCUGGGUCGAUAAGGAAGGCGAUGAGGACCAUCGGCACUGAGAAGAUGCCCGGCAAGAGUUCUAUAGAACUGAACAACCAAGUUCAUGAAUUUGCAGCGGAAGACUGGUCAAACCACCCGGUGGAUGUGAUUAACGAAGUACUGCACGCAAUAAACGGACAAAUGAGGGCGGAUGGAGGUCCAGAUGAGUUUACAUGAUUUGCUGCCUCAAACUCGUAAAGAUGCCGAUAAAUUGACAGUCCUAAGCCUGGAAAUCCGUAUUCACUUCUGAUAACUAUGCUCAAGCUCGAUAAGUGGAGGCUGCCGUUGGAGUUCUACUAUUCUCGCUGCAUCCACUCCACGGGGCAUAUCGGGUAACAUUCGGAAAGAGGGACAUCUCGACGGCGAUUCAUAUCGGCCAAACCGGUAAGGGGGUGUAAGGAACAGCACUUGAGGAGCUGGUGGAGCAAACUAACUUCAAUCUGGCUUGGCUUUAGGGCACUCUUCCAUGUCCAAAACAGCAGAGUCCAGUCAAAACCUAAGAUCGUUCGGUUUGUUGGCCAUCGCAUGGUGAAGCUAGUCUCCCAUUAUAUCUUCACUCUUCAGCAUUCACUUUUGCAGGACUCAUACAUAUGAACUGGCUAAGAAGCCUGUGCUGCGAACGGGCUUUUGAGACAAUAAAAUGGUGCGUAGUACACACGAAUAGAAAUAGUCCCCAAAUGGCUCACAAACAUAAGUUACUUACCAUAUUUCUUUACACCGGAUUUAUUUUUUCAGCAAGAAAAAAGUUGAAGGUACCCAGCUUAUCCAAGAUAGCUUAAAGUAUUUUUACACUUAAAGCAAAAACAGAAAGUAUUGUUGUACUUCCAGUCGAAUUUAUAACAUUGUUUGUAUUUCACAAAGUUAUGAAAAUAUCGUUAUGCGAAAAAGUGUUGAUACGUGAGAAUUGUAAAAGUUUCGGGAGCUUUGGAUAUAGAAAAUACAAAGUGUGUGGGUUGUGAGAUUUAGAUCAAUGCAAAAAGUAAAAAUCAAUCCAGACAAGUUGAAAUAGUUCUUUCAUCUACAGGCCCUCAAAUACUCAUUUAUCAUUCCUGGGAUAGAAAUUAAGUGAUCCGAAGGGUAAAAAGCGACCAAACUACAUUAAAAUGCCAGAUACAAGAACGGACCAUGUAACGAAUAUAAGCAGAUGGACAGGCUAUUACAAAUAUAUUAACUAGCGAGCACCUUUUCAUUAAACAUCCAGCGGUCACAGUGCCAAGACAAAUUACUGAAACCGAGAACUCAUGACUCUUGAGGCGCCUCGAAUCUUGUUGGAGUUUGAAUGCCCAUCAUGCAACUGAGGCCGGAUAUUAAGAUUACAAGCAACACAAGCCC